AUGUCCAAUAAAAGAGGCGUACUGCCCGGAGACCGUUCUCUUCCACCUGAUCGUCGAAAAUGCGACGCAAUUACUCCUCGCCAUGCUGUUAAGUUUCCUGUAAAGCACAGAGCCUGGAAUCUCUUGCUCAGUCUCCUGCUAGCAGGACUUUUGGUUACGGCAACCAGCGCCCUCAAUCUGAGGCACACCCUCAGCAUUGAAGAGAGAGUAGAAAAGAUUUUGUCGGAAAUCCCGUUGAUCGAUGGUCACGACGAUCUUCCGAUUUUGAUCCGCGAGAACUUCCAAAAUCGUAUUUAUCAGAAAAAUUUCACCAUCCCUUUUUCUCAGGGCAACAUGGUCGGCCAUGUUGAUCUGCCUCGGCUUUCGCAGGGCCAAGUGGGAGGCACUUUUUGGAGUGUUUUCACAGAGUGCCCCGAGAACGGGACCGAUUUCUCGGACGCAAAUUAUGCCGCCAGUGUCCGCCACACGAUAGAGGCUGUUGAUGUGAUGUUCCGUCUUCAACAAGCCUAUCCGGACACAUUCUCCACGCCCCCCAACGGCUCCACCGCCUUGCAGGCUUUCCGAGAUGGAAAAAUUAUCUCCCCUAUGGGCAUAGAAGGGUUGCACUCGAUUGGUAACUCGUUAGCCUAUUUGCGCCACUUCUAUGAGCGAGGUGUUUCCUACGCAACAUUGACUCACAACUGUCACAAUCGCUAUGCCGAUGCAGCUAUCGUUGAGCUUCCAGGUGGAGGCAUCAAAAAAUCAGAGCCGUUGUGGAAUGGUGUUAGUGACGCCGGCAAGGAUCUGAUACUGGAGAUGAAUCGCCUUGGGAUGAUUGUCGAUCUGGCCCACGUGAGCGUAGACACAAUGCAUGACGUCCUUGGAGGGAAAGACGGCUGGACUGGUAGUCAGGCGCCGGUGAUUUUCAGCCAUAGCUCUGCGUAUGCAAUCUGUCCGCAUCCACGUAAUGUUCCAGAUGAUAUACUGGAGCUGGUCAAAGCUCGGGAGUCGCUUGUUAUGGUCAACUUUUCUCCCGACUUUAUCUCCUGUACCGCCUCGGACAACCCCAACGGCAUUCCCGAUCCUGACCCUACCCACGCAACGUUGGAACGGGUGGCAGACCACAUUUUGUACAUUGGCGCCCAUAUCGGAUUUGAUCAUGUGGGACUCGGGAGUGAUUUUGACGGGAUUCCAUCUGGUCCUCGUGGCCUUGAAGACGUGUCCAAAUUCCCCAGCCUGAUUGCCGAGCUCCUCCAACGCGGCGUUAGCGACGAAGAGGCAGCCAAAGUAGCCGGUGGAAAUAUUCUUCGUGUAUGGAAGGAAGUUGAUCGAGUUGCACUAGAGCUGCAGGCCAAGGGGGUUCUUCCAGUUGAAGAUAUCUUGGUAUGA
Messenger RNA from Aspergillus tanneri, 1368 nucleotides. Its product is annotated as putative dipeptidase. NCBI's taxonomy places the organism in Eukaryota, Fungi, Ascomycota, Eurotiomycetes, Eurotiales, Aspergillaceae. Bases 1 to 1368 code for a protein of 455 amino acids. The transcript has 3 exons. Gene Ontology annotation, molecular function: metallodipeptidase activity. The record is from RefSeq and is a predicted model, not a curated record. Gene Ontology annotation, biological process: proteolysis.